Messenger RNA from Ostreobium quekettii, 477 nucleotides. NCBI's taxonomy places the organism in Eukaryota, Viridiplantae, Chlorophyta, Ulvophyceae, Bryopsidales, Ostreobiaceae. The record is from the annotation of a GenBank genome assembly.
AUGCUCCAGCCCAAAGCUGUUGCGAUGUCAGUGUUCAACCGAAGCUGGCACACUUGCAGAUCGCCGGUGCAAACAGUCGCAGUAGUAAUUGUCAGCCUGACAACAUGCAGUGCGCAGGUGGUAGCCAUAGGAGGUGGGGCAGGUUUCCUCAUCGUUCCUGACAGUGAGGGGUAUCUGCUGGCGAUGGUUACCAAGGUACACUGUUCUCUGAAAUGGUUGCCCUUGCGCAGUUACAAUGCCAGCUGUCAUCACCAGUUUCUAGUGCCUUCCUGGAACGGCCCUGCUUGCUGCCUGUUUGCUCGGAGCCCCAGGCGUGUUGGCUUCGACGCAGUUGGGUGGUCUGCACUUCAUUGUGCAAGCAGUCGUUGCCAAUGGACCCUGCAGUCAAGUGACAUGAUGCAGUUGUGGGGAGCAUUCAGUCAGGCACUGCUGGGAAUGGACAAGUACAUUCCCAGAUACAGAGUCAGCAUUUACUGA